Messenger RNA from Capsella rubella, 2316 nucleotides. Its product is annotated as ferric reduction oxidase 8, mitochondrial. The transcript is spliced from 8 exons. NCBI's taxonomy places the organism in Eukaryota, Viridiplantae, Streptophyta, Magnoliopsida, Brassicales, Brassicaceae. The record is from RefSeq and is a predicted model, not a curated record. Bases 122 to 2293 code for a protein of 723 amino acids. Gene Ontology annotation, cellular component: plasma membrane. Gene Ontology annotation, molecular function: oxidoreductase activity.
AUGUUGUAUUCUUAUUUUGAGUCCAUAUAUAGAGAUAUGGAAGAAGCAUGAUGAUAAAAGAAAAAGAUUCAAAAAACCUCAAACAUUGGAGCUAACUAAAAAAUUAGUGAACACAACAAGGAUGGCAAAAGUGAUGACACUUCUUGUUCUUCGAAUACUCAUGAAUCUCUUGUUCAUCAGUUGGAUUGCUCUCUGGAUCUUUAAACCCACAACUCUAUGGACACAAUCUUGGCAUCAAGCUGAAGAUACCAUCAAACACACUUUCUUUGGCUAUUACGGUCUCAACUUUGCCGUGUUCUCAUUCCCUCCUAUUGCUCUCUCUAUUAUUGGACUCGUUUACUUGAGUUUACUACCGCAACAUCAUCGUCCAACUAGAGGAGGGAGGAGUGCAUCUAUUCCUGUCUCAAGACCAGCCAUUAUCAAUAGCUUUAUUGGGAUUGUGUCUUGUUUCGAGAUCAUUGCUCUUCUUUUAUUCCUGCUCUUUCUAGCUUGGACUUUCUAUGUCCGUGUCACUAACGACUUCAAGAAGCUGACGCCUGUCAAGAACAUGGAUUUUAACUUAUGGCAACUUAAGUACUAUAGAGUUGCUACAAGGUUUGGUCUAUUAGCUGAAGCAUGUCUCUCUUUGCUUCUUUUCCCUGUCUUGAGGGGACUCUCGAUGUUCCGGUUACUCAACAUUCAGUUUGCAGCUUCUGUAAAAUAUCAUGUGUGGCUUGGGACCGGUUUGAUCUUCUUUUCUUUGGUUCAUGGUGGAAGCACUCUCUUCAUAUGGACUAUUACUCAUCACAUUGAAGAAGAGAUUUGGAAAUGGCAGCGAACGGGUCGGGUGUAUAUAGCUGGACUCAUCAGUCUUAUAGUAGGAUUACUAAUGUGGAUCACAUCACUUCCUCAAGUUAGAAGGAAAAAAUUUGAAGUUUUCUAUUAUACACACCAUUUGUAUAUAGUAUUCCUUGUAGCUUUCUUGUUUCAUGCUGGUGAUCGUCACUUCUACUGGGUCCUCCCUGGAAUCUUUCUCUUUGGACUCGACAAGAUACUUCGGAUUGUUCAAUCACGAUCCGAAAGCUGUAUUCUUUCCGCCCGUCUCUUCUCUUGUAAAGCCAUUGAGCUUGUCUUGCCAAAGGACCCAAGGCUUAGUUAUGCUCCGUCUAGUUUUAUAUUUGUGAACAUUCCGGUGAUCUCGCAGUUUCAGUGGCAUCCCUUUAGUAUUACAUCAAGCUCGAGUGUAGACAAACACACAUUGUCUGUUAUGAUAAAAUGUGAGGGGGAGUGGACAAAUUCAGUUUAUAACAAAGUAGAGGAAGCUGCGAAUUCUGAAAACAAGAUUGCUAUAAGAGUAGAAGGUCCUUAUGGACCGGCCUCAGUAGAUUUCCUAAGGUAUGAUAAUCUGUUUCUUGUGGCUGGAGGAAUCGGGAUCACGCCAUUUCUAAGCAUUUUGCAUGAACUCGCUUGCAAAAACCGACUCAAAGCUCCCAAGAGGGUGCAGCUUGUGUUUGCGGUUAGGACAUUCCAAGACCUUAACAUGUUGCUUCCAAUAUCCUCUAUACUCUUUAACCCAGUCAACAACUUAAGUCUCAAGUUAAAAGUUUAUGUCACUCAAGAAAAGAAGCAUUCUAAUGAAACAAGAACAUUGCAAGAGUUCUUGGCUCAAUCACAAGUUCAGUCUAUUCACUUCGGAACCGAGGAGGACUAUUCAAGAUUCCCAAUCCGUGGACCAGAAAGUUUCAUACGGCUUGCCACAUUAGUCAUUAUAACAAUGCUUACGUUUCUUGGCUUCUUGAUAGGUUUAAGCCAUUUCUUUAUACCUACAGAACACAAGAGUCAGUCACAGUCUAUGAAAUUAGCUACUUCAGGAGCAAUGAAGACAGCUAAAGAAAAGGUUCCUUCAUGGAUUCCAGAUUUGGUCAUCAUUGUCUCUUACGUUAAAGCUAUCACAAUUGGUGGUUUGGCCGCAAGAUUUCUACAAUGGAGACAACAACACAGCAAAGCACCAGGAAUGUCUAAAGAAGUAGAACCAGAGGAAAGAAACUUAACCGAGUUAAUACCAGUUGCUCAAAUUGAGGAACAUGAGAUACAUAUCGGAGAAAGGCCAAAACUUGAAGAGAUGUUGUGGGAGUUUGAGAAGAACUUGAGAGAAUGGUCGAGUAUAGGAGUGUUGGUAUGUGGACCAGAGCCAAUGAAAGAAGCUGUGGCAUCGAUGUGUCGCCAAAGGCCUCAGUGUUUUGGAGUAGAGGAUUCUGGAAAAAGCAACAUGAAGAUCAAUCUUAAUUUCCAUUCUCUUAAUUUCAACCUCUAAUCUAACUUAACAAUUUUGAAGUA